AUGUCUGCCAACGACUCUGCCGCCUGGCCUCUGGCUGAUGCUGCUCUCACCCAGGAAAUCCUUGACCUGGUUCAAUCGGCUGCCCACUACCGCCAGCUGAAGAAGGGAGCCAACGAGGCGACCAAGACUCUGAGCCGCGGUGUUUCCGAGUUGGUGAUCCUGGCCGCCGACUGCGAGCCCCUUGCCAUUCUUCUUCACAUCCCGCUCUUGGCUGAGGACAAGAACGUCCCCUACGUCUUUGUGCCCUCCAAAAUCGCUCUUGGCCGUGCCUGCGGUGUUUCGCGCGCUGUUAUUGCCGCCAGCAUCACCAGCAACGAGGCCAGCGACCUCCAGGGCCAGAUCCGUACCCUCAGGGACAAGGUCGAGCGCCUGGCUAUCUAA
Molecule: messenger RNA, 381 nt
Organism: Pyricularia pennisetigena
Lineage: Eukaryota; Fungi; Ascomycota; Sordariomycetes; Magnaporthales; Pyriculariaceae
Exons: 4
Coding region: 1-381 (126 amino acids)
Biological process (GO): mRNA splicing, via spliceosome; maturation of SSU-rRNA; ribosome biogenesis
Cellular component (GO): small-subunit processome; nucleolus; U4/U6 x U5 tri-snRNP complex
Molecular function (GO): RNA binding
Source: RefSeq, a predicted model, not a curated record